GACACGUGAACACACACACACUCACUCCUCAGAAUGACACAGCUCUGAUCGGAGGGAGGUGAUCUCUGAAAUUGCUCAGUGAGCACCCCUAAUUUCCCUGAUUUACAUAUCGCUGUCAAUCACACCCAAUGGAAUCCAAUCAGAAAGCAAGCGGGGACGGACUGGCGGGGACGCAGAAGGAGGCGGCGCUCCGGGCGCUCAUGCAGCGCACAGGAUACCAGCUGAGACAGGAGAACGGGCAGCGGCGGUACGGCGGCCCUCCACCCGGGUGGGACGGCACACCACCGGAGAGAGGCAGCGAGAUCUUUGUGGGGAAACUACCGAGAGAUCUGUUUGAAGACGAGCUGGUGCCGCUGUGUGAGAAGUUUGGAAAGAUCUACGAGGUGAGGAUGAUGAUGGACUUUAACGGGAACAACAGAGGUUACGCCUUCGUCACCUUCAGCACCAAACAGGAAGCCAAAACAGCCAUGAAGCAGCUCAACAACUACGAGAUCAGGAAUGGCCGCCUGCUCGGCGUUUGUGCCAGCGUCGACAACUGCCGUCUGUUUGUCGGCGGGAUUCCAAAGACCAAGAAGCGCGAGGAGAUCCUGUCUGAGAUGAGGAAGGUCACUGACGGGGUCAUGGACGUCAUCGUGUACCCGAGCGCCGCCGACAAAUCCAAGAACCGAGGCUUCGCCUUCGUCGAGUACGAGAGCCACCGAGCAGCCGCCAUGGCUCGCCGCAAACUGCUGCCAGGUCGUAUUCAACUGUGGGGUCACGCCAUCGCCGUGGACUGGGCGGAGCCUGAGGUGGAGGUGGAUGAGGAUACCAUGGCGACCGUCAAGAUACUGUAUGUCAGGAACCUGAUGCUGCAGACCACAGAGGAGACCAUCGAGAAGGAGUUCAACAGCCUCAAACCAGGUGCAGUGGAGCGAGUGAAGAAGAUCAGAGACUACGCCUUUGUCCAUUUCACUCAGAGGGAAGACGCCAUCAACGCCAUGAACACCCUCAACGGAAAGGUGGUGGACGGGUCUCCUAUCGAGGUGACUCUGGCCAAACCGGUGGACAAAGACAGUUAUGUCCGUUACACCAGAGGGACGGGAGGACGAGGAAGCUCUCUGAUGCAGCCCGACUACGCUGCCUACACCCUGGGACAGGUGUACGACCCCUCGACGGCGUAUCUCGGUGCACCCGUGUUUUAUGCCCCUCAGGCCUACGCUGCCAUACCGGGUCAGUUCCGCUUCCCGGCGGCCAAAGCUCACGUUGGAGGUCGAGGUCUGAUCAGGACGCCGUCUGUCAGAGAAAUUUACAUGACUGUACCUGUAGGGGCUGCGGGGGUGCGGGGGCUGGGUGGGCGUGGCUACCUGGCCUACACUGCUGGGGGUGGAGCCGUGGGCCGAGGCGGCAGCGGCGGCGCCUCCUACGGUCUGAAGGGGGACAAGCAGGCGGAGGAGAAGCUGUAUGACCUGCUGCCGGGCAUGGAGCUGACCCCAAUGAACCCUGCCGCCAUGAGCAUGAAGGCUGCCGCCAUCAAACCUGCAACACAGGUUCUGGAUGAGUUGUGUCAGAAGAAUAACUGGGGUCAUCCGGUCUAUCAGCUCCACUCUGCCAUCGGUCCGGACCAGAGACAACUCUUCCUCUACAAGAUCACCAUACCGGCUCUGGCUACUCAGUACCCCAACGUCCAUCCCUUCACCCCUGCUAAGCUGUGUGCGGCUGUAGAAGAGGCUAAAGUCCACGCGGCCGAGCACACCCUGCAGACUCUCGGUAUGCAGACAGAGGUCCCCGCUGACGCCGGCUGCGCUACUGCUGCCGCUGUGGCUUCGGUAGCCUUCCCAGGUUUCGCUCUGGCGAGCCCGGCGUCGUCAGCGGUCGCCUCCCAGCUGAAGCAGGCCGUAUCUCUGGGUCAGGACCUGACCACCUACACCACCUACGAGGGCUACCCUGCGUUUGCCGUGACGACACGCCACAGCGAUGGAUAUGGCGUUUUUUAAGAACAGCGGUUUCCAAAAAGGAAAAAAAAAACACUCGUAGCUAAAGAGCAUUCUGACUAUCCUGUAAAGUAAAGAGGAAAGUUUUCAAUCUGAAGUGGACGCGUUUCCGCUGCAAAACUGGUUCCAAUAUUCAAUUUUAAUGAUUAUUUCUCAAAAAAAAAAAAAAACACAGAAGCAGAAUAGUGUGAAUGCUCCUUUAUGCUGCUGGUCACAUGGUGACUGCUCUCCAACUCACUACAGUUUUUACAGGAAGUCAAAAAAGUGAUAAAACUUUCCACAACACCGGGGUUCAUCUAAGUCACAGAAACAUUUUUAAUAACCGCUGCUGGAAAACGUUUCAGACUCGUCAGUCGCCCUGAAACAAAAUCCUCACCUGUCACAUCACUCACCUUUUCUUUAGAUGAUCUGUUUCUGCUACAUAUCUGUGAUUGUUUUGUGAUUGAUUAAGUAGUUGGUUUGGUUUGAAUCCAUUUUUUGAUCAGUUAAUAUGUUUUUUUUUUAACAGUUUUUAGUUUGUUUGCAUGUCUUUAGUAUUAUGUUUACAAUAUUCAGAAACUAAAUCUAGUUAAAUUUAAUGAUUUUGUUCAUAACGCUGCGUUAUUAUUAUCUCUAAGACAUCUGGGAUUUGUAGUUCUUUUGAAAGUCUGUCAAAGUUGGAGAAGCAGGUUUUCCUGAGCAUGAAAAAUAUGUGUAAAUUGUUUAUGAGGAAUCAAUAUUUUAACGUCAUAAUACAUCAGAAAAAGAUGAUCGGAGAGAAUCUGGAUUUUUUUAGUUCUACAAACUGUGAAUAUGAAGUUUUUUAGAUCUAGAAAGUGCCCGGUCAGCAUUUUGAAAGGUUUUAUUUUGACGACCUGUGUGCCAGUUUCCCUUAGUUGAUUUUUCUUUUUUGUGUUUCAGUAUUUUUUCAUGUUCACAUCGUGUGUUGUUGGUCCUGCUUCUCUUUUUUCUGUUCACAAAACAAAAGAUCCUACAAUUAGCCUCGUCUCUGGCGUCUUCAGCUACACUAAUGUUCCCUUUAAUGCUUAAAGGUUAAAGGUACCCUGUGCAGGUUUUGACCACUAGUAUUUAACCAGUUGAUCCUCAUCUUGUUUGUAUUGUAUGAGGACAUGUUGUCAUGUUGUCUUUUUCUUUUCCAGCUCCACACUGAUUAUUGCAGAAUAACAUCAACAACUAAAGCUCCAUAAUAGAAAAGAGCAUUUACGUUCAUGCUUCUUAAUGUUGGUAUGAAUAAAAUACAGAAAUUUAGUUGUGGAUUUGACAAAGAAAAAAAAUCGGAACUUGUUAAAACCGUCCUCUGUUAUUUUAACAUUUGAUAUACGAGUGACGUCAAAAUGACAACAUUGGAAAUUUGGGUUGUAGACCAUUAUUUUCUGUCUUGAUUAAUAUUUUGAUUAAUUGAUUGUCUUAUUUUGUCCAAACACCAGUCCAAAACACAAAGAUAUUUAAUUUACUACAAUGUAAGAUGAGGAAAAGAAGCAAAUUCUCAAAUUUGAGAACCUGAAAGCAUCAAAUAUUCUGCUUUUUUGCUUAAAAAAAAGGACCUAAUGAUUAAUCGAUUAUUGCUUAUUGUAGUUGCAGAUUAUUUUCUGUUGAUCGACUCACGUGGAAGUCAUGAUUGACCUUUCGGUGAGAUAAACAUCUUAUUAUCUGCACCUGCUGGUGGUGACGAUGAGUAUGAGUUGUGUCAAUGUGACAUCGUCUGUUUUUUCUGAUGAUGAGGAGCAACAAACAGCAGCAGCACAGAUCAGAUCGUUUCAGUCCGACUUGAUUCUUAUAUUUGUUUCUUUAAAUGUUUCUGGAGUUUUUAUGACUGAUGACAGACGCCGACACCCGAGCUGUGAACAUGCCGAAGCAGAGACAGUAUUAAAGUGUGUGAAGCACUUAGAACUUAUUUUUAUACCAGGAAAAAGAAGAAAUAUCCAAACACUAUUUGUAUAGAGUUAUUUUGCAUUCUUUGGACAUAAAAAAAAAGAAUCCAUUUGCCUCCAUAAUUGACCUGGAAACAGAAACGUGUGAAACUGAAUCAGGGUUUGAAAUCAAAACUAAUCUGUGAUGUGAGAACCAGAGCAGAGAGAAUUGUGGGUAUUCUGGAGGGUUUUUAGAUCACAAGAAGAAACUUGCUUUGAUAAAUUGUAAUGUUUCAUGAUUGAUAAUCUUCCCGAAAUAAAGAAACUGAAAUAAAAAUCUGAACAAA
Thunnus maccoyii (southern bluefin tuna) is the source of this 4167-nucleotide messenger RNA. It is a transcript of the gene a1cf, whose product is annotated as apobec1 complementation factor. Gene Ontology annotation, molecular function: mRNA binding. Lineage: Eukaryota; Metazoa; Chordata; Actinopteri; Scombriformes; Scombridae. The coding region runs from base 129 to 1973 and encodes 614 amino acids. The transcript is spliced from 13 exons. The record is from RefSeq and is a predicted model, not a curated record. Gene Ontology annotation, cellular component: nucleus.